Molecule: messenger RNA, 2173 nt
Organism: Coniophora puteana RWD-64-598 SS2
Lineage: Eukaryota; Fungi; Basidiomycota; Agaricomycetes; Boletales; Coniophoraceae
Exons: 13
Coding region: 17-1036 (339 amino acids)
Biological process (GO): base-excision repair
Cellular component (GO): nucleus
Molecular function (GO): double-stranded DNA 3'-5' DNA exonuclease activity; phosphoric diester hydrolase activity; DNA-(apurinic or apyrimidinic site) endonuclease activity
Source: RefSeq, a predicted model, not a curated record
AUUCCUCCCAUAGACCAUGCCGCCUAACCGCACCGCAUCGAACGGACGCAAACCAUCUGUUGACACAGAUGACGAGUCUCAGGCAACUAGGCCGAUAGCCAAAAAGGCCAAGGUUUCAAGCAGCAUGGCGAAGCAAACCGAAAACAGUCUCACUUUGGCUCCCAAUGGGCAACCAACUAACAAAGUGCUACCUGUCAAGAUAUCAUUCCCUCAAAAAAGAGAGGGAGCGCUCCGAAUAGCAACAUGGAACAUCUGCGGACUGAAUACGAGUAUGAAGAAAGGAUUUAGACACUACAUUGAGGCAGAGGACCCGGACAUACUUGUCCUCACAGAAACCAAGGUUAACGACGCGCCCAUAGACCCGUUACUCACGUCCCGUUUUCCUCAUCGAGCAUGGUCUAUAGCUGAGAAGAAGAGCUACUCCGGGACUGCCAUUUUAUCCAAGCACAAGCCCCUAUCCGUUACUACUGUUCUCCCCAACCAUCCCGAUCCUAGUUCUGUCAAAGGGCGGCUAGUGGCACUGGAAUUUGCGGGCUGUUUUGUCGUCGGCACUUACGUUGUGAAUGCUGGCCAGGGGCUCAAAACGUUGGACGCCAAAAACACUUGGAACACACAUUUUACGAAAUAUAUUCGUGAGCUUGAUGGAAGGAAGCCUGUCAUCUGGGUGGGUGACCUUAACGUUGCGCCCACUGACAUUGAUCUCGCGAAACCCAAGCCAAAUUGGAAUAAAACUCCGGGCUAUACCAAAGAUGAGACUGACGCCUUCAAGGAGAUUUUGAACACCGAGGGAAAGUCUGCCAAGUUCGUGGACGUCUGGCGAAGGCUACAUCCGAAGGAUCGUCACUACACGUACUUUUCGUAUCGUUUCAAUUGUAGGGAGAAGGGCUUAGGCUGGAGACUGGAUAUGUUCGUUCUUAGCGAACGUCUAGAACCCCAUGUCAAGAUGUGCGAAAUAAGGAGCGAGAUAUACGGCGCUUCGGACCACGUCCCUGUGGUACUUGAAAUUGACGAGGUUGUUGUGCUUGGUUCGAGCUAGUUCCAGAGUCACAUAAUUAUAGACUCGCUGGAGUACUGACGGGGCCAAAACGCCUUUCCAUGAAAUAUAAUCCACUGAUACAAUUAGUAUUCGCCGAAUCUCACAUGCCCUGUUUCUUGUGCGUGAGCUCGAGCAUCCUUUUCACCCUUCAAACCUUGGCCACAUUGCUCGCACUUGAGGUCAAAUGUAGCCGUGUUAGUGAAUGCCUUCUUCCCUCGUAGGAUGGUGGCGAGUCUCUGAGCUGCGUCCAACACAGGAUCUUCAUCGUUCGCGAAGACAAUAGGAAAGACCGUCUGGUGCCAUUCUGCAGGUGCAUCAGGUGUUGGUGCCAUUGAAGCAACAUCGUAAUGGAUUCCAGAGUAAAUCAAGACGCAUCUGUUCCCCGUAGCUUGAUUAGGUGGCGGCACAAACUGAUCUAUUCUCCCAGUUUCUACAUCAAUUGACGCGAUUUCGGUGUUAUAAUGCUUCGCCAGGACCGCGAGUUCAAUAGCUCCGCCCCAUGUUAAAGGUUUCAGGAUAUUAGAAAUAUACUGUUCACGGGUCUGGCCCAGUAUAGCUUCGUUGUAGGUUUCCAUAUCAUCUCUGAUACCAUCGGCAACAACUUCCCUGAUUCUCUGGGCGCGACUAAUAUCCUGCUCGAAAACAAGGGCAACAGAGGAGAAAAGGCAGGAAUUAUCAUCUGGAACGAUCUAGAACAAGAUAAGCGUCGUCCAGCGUUGUGGCCUGAGCUUACGCGAUGAACGAAGAAACCGUUAGGGGUUUCAAUGUUAUCUGGCCCCGCACUACGUGGAACAAUAGGAGGCGCCUGUAGUUUUGGCGGCGCCGUAUAAUUACUUGAGGUACUGCUUCCAACGAGAUUAGACGUAGCGGGGCUUUGCUGAGACGAAGUUGCCUGGGAAAGUUUCUGAUUCACAAUUAUCUGCUCGCCAGCCUUGAUGCCAAGACUUGACAGAUGGAGCUCGGGGACGAGUGUCAAAGGUUGGGGGGGAUACCCAGAUCUGAGUUCUUGCCGAGAAGGGGGAAUCUCCGAUACUCCAAAUAUCUGCUGCUGCAGAUCUUGCACCGUGGACGAGUCGAUAUCGACCUGCAGUGUCGACACGCCCUUUGGAUGUCUCAGCCGCAGAGGGGUCAUGUGCG